AUGCGAUUUCUCUCUUUGUCGGGCUUCAAUGCCCUGAAGUCAGCCCUGCUGCUUGCACCGCUGGUCGCUGGCCUUGCAGUUGUCCCGCAUGGCCAACCACGCCGGUACGACCUGGCCCUGACGUGGGAAAAGAGAGCACCAGAUGGCUAUGAGCGGGACAUGUUUCUGGUCAACGGGCAGUUCCCAGGCCCGUUGCUCGAGUUUCACGAGGGUGAGAAGGUCGAGAUCUUUGUGGAGAACAAGUCGCCAUACAACACAUCGAUCCACUACCAUGGGAUUGAGAUGCUUGGCACUCCAUGGUCUGAUGGUGUCCCCGGGCUCACCCAGAUCCCCAUCCAGCCGGGCUGCGCCUUCACAUACCGCUGGACCGCAAGUCAGCACGGCACGUACUUCUACCACUCGCACUCCGAGAGUCAGGUCAACGACGGCCUCUACGGUCCCGUUGUGAUCCACCCCGCCCCAGGCACCGAGAAGCCGUAUGGCCUCAUUACUGAGGAUGCCCGCGAGCUCAAGGCCAUCGAGAAGGCCGAGGCGGAGCGCAUUCCGCUGCUCAUUGGCGACUGGCGGCACAUGACGUCCGAAGCCGAGCUCGAGGUCUCCAGGAAUUCUCACAUUGAGCACCUUUGCUUCGACUCAAUCAUUGUCAAUGGCAAGGGCAAUGUCAACUGUCUCACCCCGGAGCAGCAGCAGCCCCUGAUCACCCCCGGUCAGCUUGGUCUGCUGGGGAAUCUGUCCCUGACGAGCAAGUCAUGCGUCCCAGCCGAGGGUCUCGCCGCCCUCAGCGACAUGAUCGCCCCGGUCAAGGCCAACAUCAGCGCGAUCCCGCCCGACCUGUUUGGGGAAUGUGCGACAACCACGACGGCCGGCGAAGUCAUUGCUGUGACCAAGAAGAAAUGCGAUACCCUUUCACCAGGCAAAUGGGUCGUCUUCGACGUCAUCGGCGCACUUUCCCUGCACACAGUGAUGAUCUCGCUUGAUGAGAUCCGCACUUAUGUCGUGGCCAUCGAUGGCAACUACAUCAGCCCGAUUCCCGCAGAUGCGCUCCUGCUCGUCAACGGCCAGCGAUACACCAUCCUCGCGCACUUUGUCACUCCCAAGAAGUACACGCUCCGCGUCUCUGCCGUGUCUGACCCGCAGAUCCUCUUCGGCCACGCGACCAUCGACUACCAAGCCCACGGCCAACCCCAGGACUCGUCCCCGUCAGUCCCGUCCAUCAACGAGCGCGGCAUGAACCUGACUUCCGACGUCGUCAUCUUUGACGGGAUGCACGCCGCCCUCCCCUUUCCCGCGGACGCCCACAAGCCCAGCGCCGACGUCGACGCCACCUACAAGGUAACCAUGGGCUUCGGCCGGUCCAUCGCCGAGUUCGUCUUCAACGGCACGGCACGGCCGUCCACCGACAACGGCAACGGCAACGCGCUGCCGCUGCUCCUGAGCCCCCAGCCGGGCCUGCAGGACAACCACACCAUCACGGUGCCCUCCGAGUCCUCCUGGGUCGACUACGUCAUCCAGGUGACCCCCGGGAACCCCCCGCACCCGAUCCACGUGCACGGCCGGCACUUCUACGUGCUGGGCUCUGGGGUCGGCGCGUUCCCUUGGUCCACCGUCGCCGAGGCGCAGGCGGAGCUGCCCGCGGGCGCGAUCAACCUGAACAACCCUCAGCUGCGGGACACAUUUGUGACGCCCGCGUCGUCGAUGACGGAGCUGUCCUGGCUCGUGCUCCGGCGCGCGUCGGAUAACGAGGGCGUGUGGAUGAUUCACUGCCACAUCCAGAGCCACUUGCAGGGCGGCAUGAGCAUGGUCAUCCAGGACGGGACGGACGGCGGGAUCGAUGUGCCCGAGGAGUACCGGGCAUACCAGUGCAAGGCACAGUAGGACUGUCGUAUGUGAGGCUGGAGACAGAGAGCGAUGUGAAGACUGUGUUCAGCUGCGGUGUUUUCAGGCGGUGGAAUGGAUUAAUGAGCGGCCGCUUUCCUGAAGAUGAUCGGCCGUGCUAAUAAAGGAAGCACUUAGAGAACAAAGC
Molecule: messenger RNA, 2023 nt
Organism: Microdochium trichocladiopsis
Lineage: Eukaryota; Fungi; Ascomycota; Sordariomycetes; Xylariales; Microdochiaceae
Product: Cupredoxin
Exons: 3
Coding region: 1-1875 (624 amino acids)
Molecular function (GO): copper ion binding; oxidoreductase activity
Source: RefSeq, a predicted model, not a curated record